Molecule: messenger RNA, 174 nt
Organism: Funneliformis caledonium
Lineage: Eukaryota; Fungi; Glomeromycota; Glomeromycetes; Glomerales; Glomeraceae
Source: the annotation of a GenBank genome assembly
AUGGGUCAAGAAGAAUCAAGAGUGACAAUCCCAAUUAUAGAAUCAAGAGAUGUAACCCCUGUUACGGAACCAAGAGCAGCAACUCCAAUUGAUAAGCAAGUGUUAGUAAUCGAUGAAGAACGGGUAAUGAUAAUGAAAAACAAUCAAAAUAAAUCUGAGCUGAUCAUCAAAUGA